Messenger RNA from Teleopsis dalmanni, 1312 nucleotides. RefSeq names its product mitogen-activated protein kinase p38b (gene p38b). Bases 131 to 1216 code for a protein of 361 amino acids. Gene Ontology annotation, cellular component: cytoplasm; nucleus. Gene Ontology annotation, biological process: protein phosphorylation; intracellular signal transduction. The record is from RefSeq and is a predicted model, not a curated record. Gene Ontology annotation, molecular function: ATP binding; MAP kinase activity. Lineage: Eukaryota; Metazoa; Arthropoda; Insecta; Diptera; Diopsidae. The transcript has a single exon.
AUUCUAUGACUAUUUUGCUCAAUAACAUUUUUUGUUAUUUCUUUGAAAAGAAAAGCAUUUAAACGAAGAAAGUGUGGAAUAAAUAAUUUGAUUUUUACAUACAAAAGUGUACCAAUAUUAAUUGAUAAUUAUGUCAACAUUUUAUAGUUUGGACAUCAAUCGCACUGAAUGGGAAAUUCCUGUUACAUAUCAACAACUUCAACCUGUGGGAUCUGGUGCUUAUGGGCAAGUGUGUAAAGCUCUAGUGGGAAAUUCUGGGAAUAAAGUUGCUAUUAAGAAAUUAGCACGACCGUUUCAAUCUGCAGUGCAUGCAAAACGCACAUAUCGCGAGAUACGUUUACUAAAACACAUGGAUCAUGAUAAUGUUAUUGGAUUAUUAGAUUGUUUUCAUCCUGGACAACCACCUAGCUCAUUAGAGAACUUUCAACAAGUUUACCUUGUAACGCAUUUAAUGGAUGCUGAUUUAAAUAACAUAAUACGAACACAAAAACUAUCUGAUGAUCAUGUACAAUUUUUGGUGUAUCAAAUACUACGCGGACUUAAAUACAUACACAGUGCUGGUAUAAUUCAUCGCGAUUUGAAACCUUCUAAUAUAGGUGUUAAUAAAGAUUGUGAACUACGUAUAUUAGAUUUUGGUUUAGCCAGACCUGCUGAAAGUGAAAUGACUGGUUAUGUGGCGACGCGUUGGUACCGUGCACCUGAAAUAAUGCUUAAUUGGAUGCACUACAAUCAAACUGUAGACAUAUGGUCUGUUGGUUGCAUUAUGGCUGAAUUACUAACUGGGCGAACACUUUUCCCUGGAACUGAUCACAUACAUCAACUUAACUUAAUAAUAGAAUUACUUGGCACGCCAGAUGAUGAUUUCAUGCAAAAGAUAUCGUCAGAAAGCGCCCGCAACUAUAUACGAUCACUACCACAUACGGUAAGACGAAACUUUAUAGAUGUAUUUCGAGGUGCAAAUCCGCUGGCUAUAGGUCUACUUGAAAAAAUGCUUGAACUUGAUGCAGAAAAACGCAUUACAGCCGAACAAGCGUUGGCACACCCAUAUAUGGAAACGUAUCACGAUCUUAGUGAUGAGCAAACAUCACCACUGUAUGAUCAAAGUUUUGAGGAUAUGGAUUUGCCUGUUGAUAAAUGGACACAAUUAGUUUUUACCGAAGUACUAAGCUUUAAACCACCACAAGCCUUUGCUGAAAUUCUACAACAAAGUAAUUAAUCUUACGAUGGUACUCAUUUAUAUUGGUUGUUUGAACAUUUGUAGGUAAAAAUUAUACAUAUGUAUGACAUGUAUGAUAAAAUUUAGUAAUAUAAA